UCAGUAGGGGAGGGUCACCUUCCCCCUUUUCUCUCUUAUUUAUAUUGACCAUAAUGUAACCAACUUUGACUGAUCUAUUUUCACCUUUCCCCUGCCCCUGUUCCCUAUUUUCCAUACUACUCACUUUCACAUGCACACUCUGGUUCCUCUCCUUCUAAAACACACUGUUUCUAACUGCAUGAGGCUUCUUUGCUUCUGCUUCAUGUUUCGUCUUCUUAUUCAAUAUAGGUGUAUGUAGAGUCAAGGUGUUUCAUUCAUUCAUGUUCUUUGUGAAAUAAAGCCAGAUUCACUCCUGUCUCCCUUCUCUGUCUACAUGUCAGCCUGAUCAUUUUCUCUCCAAUAGCUUACUCUAGUCAGCCUCCCCCACCCAAUCUACACCUCUUUAUCCCUCUACCUCCCUCCCUCCUUCAUCUGUAUACAUUAUUUCAUUUCCAUUCCCUUCAUCUGUAUAUUUCUGCCUAUCUGUGCUUGGUUCUUUCUCUCUGUGUGUCUCCUACUCUGCCUCUUUCUAGGGACUCUCUUUGCCUGCCAGCCUCUCUCACUCACUCCAGCCACCCCUGAGCCCAAGCCUCUCACUUCCAGGAUCUCCCUCACCAGAUUCUCUGGCUGAGAGGUCCAUCGAGAGCUAAUCCACUAAGAACUACUUUGACCAUUCCUCAAACAAGACCUUGAUCUCCUGCAAGUAGCAGAACAAGAAGUAUGGUUGUGGGGCUGGGCAUCUCCUUGGGAUAGAUGCCUCAAAGUUAUUCUGAGCCAGCACAUGAGAUCGGACCUGAAGAAAGCACACCUGCCUGUUUCUUACCAAGCCAGAGAUGAUCUUCUACAGUGAAGCAUCAUGGAAAGAAAGUAACCAAAGCUACCAAGGAUUCAUUCUACUGGGAGUGGCAGACCGCCCUCAUUUGGAGAUGAUACUUUUUGCAAUCAUCUUGAUCUGCUAUACAGUGACCCUCGUGGGGAACACAACUAUCAUUGUGGUGUCAUGGCUAGACCCCCAUCUCCACACCCCCAUGUAUUUCUUCCUCAGCAACCUCUCCUUCCUUGACCUCUGCUUCACUACCAGUGUUGGCCCUCAGAUGCUGGUGAACUUCUGGAGAAAAAGCAAGUCUAUCACAUAUGCUGCCUGUGUGGCUCAGCUGUACAUCUCCCUAGCUCUGGGCUGUACAGAGUGUAUUCUGUUGGCUGUCAUGGCCUAUGAUCGCUAUGCUGCAGUCUGCCAGCCCCUGCACUACACUAUCAUUAUGAGCCACUCCUUAUGUUUCAAAAUGGCGGCCAUCUCCUGGGUGAGUGGCUUCAGCAACUCGCUGGUACAAACAGUGCUGACUCUUCAACUUCCACUAUGUGGCCAGAACCGGGUGGACCACUUUUUCUGUGAGGUGCCAGCUUUUCUCAAAUUGGCUUGUGUUGACACUUCACUCAAUGAGGCUGUGGAAUUCUCUGCCAGUGUGGUGUUUCUUCUAGUGCCACUGGGCCUCAUCAUAGUCUCUUAUGGCUACAUUGUGGCUGCUGUGUUGAGGAUCCGCUCAGCUGAGGGCAGGCGGAAGGCCUUCAACACCUGUGCCUCUCACCUGACUGUGGUAUCACUCUUCUAUGGGACAAUCAUUUUCAGUUAUCUCCAGCCCUCGUCCAACUACUCCCGUGACCGAGGCAAGAUGAUCUCCCUUUUCUACACGUAUGUCACCACCAUGCUUAAUCCCCUCAUUUAUACACUGAGGAACAAAGAGGUGCAUAGAGCUGUAAGAAGGUUGAUGAACAGGCACUCAACAACUUAGCCCAAUGGUCUCCCAAUUUAUUAACAGAAUAAGCAAAAUCUUAUUAUAUUACUUUUACUUAUUACUUGCUUUUAUCAUAUCUAUAGCAUUUUCCAGUGAUCAGUGUGUCUUUACAGAG
Molecule: messenger RNA, 1887 nt
Organism: Hemicordylus capensis (graceful crag lizard)
Lineage: Eukaryota; Metazoa; Chordata; Lepidosauria; Squamata; Cordylidae
Product: olfactory receptor 2G3-like
Exons: 2
Coding region: 813-1769 (318 amino acids)
Biological process (GO): G protein-coupled receptor signaling pathway
Cellular component (GO): membrane
Molecular function (GO): G protein-coupled receptor activity; olfactory receptor activity
Source: RefSeq, a predicted model, not a curated record